This is a messenger RNA of Prosopis cineraria, 913 nucleotides long. Its product is annotated as calcineurin B-like protein 1. Gene Ontology annotation, molecular function: kinase binding; calcium ion binding. NCBI's taxonomy places the organism in Eukaryota, Viridiplantae, Streptophyta, Magnoliopsida, Fabales, Fabaceae. Gene Ontology annotation, biological process: calcium-mediated signaling. The record is from RefSeq and is a predicted model, not a curated record. The coding region runs from base 429 to 866 and encodes 145 amino acids. The transcript has 6 exons.
CGGGUGGGAGGCUGGCACGUUAAACAAAACUCAAAAGUGAUCGUCGUCCCCAACAAGGCGUUCGGGUAUUUACAAGUUGGAUUUUGGACUCUUUUAGACAAGGAGAGCGUAAAUCGCUCAGGAAUCCCACGAUCCCUACCUCACCCUCCAUCACACCUCGCCAGCCAUUUCUUUCUUCCUUUCGAACCAUUUCUUUCUUCCUUUCGAAGAAGUUAGCGUUCGUUACCUUCUCUCUCUCUCCUGCCUGUCCACCGGCCGCCGGCGCCUUUUUAUCGGAUUCGCUUCUCUUCAGGUGAAGACCAGCUUCUCUUUCCUAAGAAUUCCCCUCUUUCCAAUUUUGCAAGGUUAAGAUGAUUUUGAUGAUAUAUUGUAGUGAAGCCUGGGCGCUGGUCUAGUACCUUGCUUCCUGCACUCCGUCCAUAGGAUAAAUGGGUUGUUUCAGCUCUAAAGUAAGAAGACAAUUUCCUGGGCAUGAGGAUCCUGUGACUCUCGCAUCACAGACAGCUUUCACUGUUAGCGAGGUUGAAGCACUGUUUGAGCUAUUUAAGAGCAUAAGUGGUUCUGUUGUUGACGAUGGACUAAUAAGCAAGGAAGAAUUUCAGCUGGCAAUUUUCAAAAAUAGGAAGAGGGAGAAUCUCUUUGCAAAUCGGAUCUUUGAUCUGUUUGAUGUUAAAAAGAAGGGAGUCAUUGAUUUCGGUGAUUUUGUUAGAUCACUCAAUGUGUUCCAUCCAAAUGCACCACAAGAAGACAAGAUAGAUUUUUCAUUUAGGCUUUACGAUUUGGACAGCACAGGCUUCAUAGAGCGGCAAGAGGUACGUAGCCUGGUUAUUACCCAUGUAUAUGCCAACCAAAGUACUCAUAUUUGAUUCAGUUUAAAUACCUGCAUUUUUACUUUCAGAUUUUUUUUUUUUUU